Messenger RNA from Loxodonta africana (African savanna elephant), 2869 nucleotides. It is a transcript of the gene GYG1, whose product is annotated as glycogenin 1. NCBI's taxonomy places the organism in Eukaryota, Metazoa, Chordata, Mammalia, Proboscidea, Elephantidae. The transcript is spliced from 7 exons. Gene Ontology annotation, cellular component: cytoplasm. Gene Ontology annotation, biological process: glycogen biosynthetic process. The coding region runs from base 93 to 926 and encodes 277 amino acids. Gene Ontology annotation, molecular function: glycosyltransferase activity. The record is from RefSeq and is a predicted model, not a curated record.
UCCGCUCCCGCCGCGCCUCCUCGCUGGCCGCCCUGCCUCCCUCCGGGUGCCGGCUGCUCCGAGUCGCACACCUGCGGCUGCCCGGCAGCGACAUGACAGAUCAGGCCUUUGUGACGCUGACCACAAACGAUGCCUACGCCAAAGGAGCCCUAGUCCUGGGCUCGUCUCUGAAACAGCACAGGACCACCAGGAGGCUGGCCGUGCUCAUCACUCCACAGGUCUCGGACUCCAUGAGAAAAGUGUUAGAGACAGUCUUUGAUGAGGUCAUCCCGGUAGACGUCCUGGACAGUGGCGAUUCUGCUCACCUAACCUUGAUAAAGAGGCCCGAGCUGGGUGUCACGUUAACGAAACUACACUGCUGGUCGCUGACACAGUAUUCAAAAUGUGUGUUCAUGGACGCAGAUACUCUGGUCCUAGCAAACAUCGAUGACCUUUUUGAGCGAGAAGAAUUUUCAGCAGCGCCAGACCCAGGGUGGCCUGACUGCUUCAAUUCCGGCGUCUUCGUUUAUCAGCCCUCAGUCGAGACAUACAAUCAGCUGUUACAGUUUGCUUCCGAGAAAGGUAGUUUUGAUGGUGGGGACCAGGGUUUACUGAACACGUUUUUUAGCAACUGGGCCACAACAGAUAUCAGAAAGCACCUGCCGUUUAUUUAUAAUCUCAGCAGCAUUUCUAUAUACUCCUACCUCCCAGCAUUCAAAGAGUUCGGUGCAAAUGCCAAAGUUGUGCAUUUCCUGGGACAAAUCAAACCGUGGAAUUAUACUUACGAUCCCAAAACAAAAAGUGUGAAAAGUGAUGUCCAUGACCCUACCACGAUGCAUCCAGAGUUUCUCAACGUCUGGUGGGACAUCUUCACCACCAGCAUUUUACCUCUGCUUCAACAAAGUGGCCUUGUCAAAGACACCGUCUCCUACCUGAAUGUGCUUUAAGGAUUCAUAUAAGACUCCCGCCCUUUAUUAUCAUGAGGCAGCAGUAUGAACAGAUGAACCUGGGAGAAAACGCCACGUCUGCUGACAACCGAACACUCCCCUCAAGGGCGGGCACGGCUGCAGGGCAGCAACUCAAUCAUUAUUCACAGCUCUCGGUAUUAUUGGCUCUUUUUAUUCAGGGGAAAAAAAAAAAAAUGUUGCCAUGAGUCAGUUCUGACUGAAGUACCACACAAAUGAGGUAUCAAACAGCAGAAUGUAGAGCUUGUAAGGAGGUAAUACUGCAAACAUACCUACAUACUUAAUGAUGAAUUAGGCGGAGAAAGCUGUUAUUCUCUCCUGUAUUAUACCAUUUGUAGAUAUUUUAAAGUUAACGUAGCUAAAAACUUAAAGGAUAAACAUUUGAGUUCUUGUUAAUGAGACAGAAUUUGCCCACGUGUUUUUAAUGUCUGUCAUCCAAAAUCUAAUAAAUAAAACUUUGGCAAGUACGGUAAAUAAAAUGAGGAACAAAACAUACACUAAUGUCCUUGACAUCCCCCAAGAGAAAACAUACACCUGAGGAUAAUUUCAUUGGUACUCACUGGUAAUAAACUGCUUAGGAGUAUUUUCUUGGUUGACUAUUUCCCAUCCAAGAGCUGUAAUUAGAAAUCUACAAUGAUCCCGAGUGUCACCUGUUAAUACCACUAUAUGUAGAAAUCAUCAGAACUCCUUUAUUGCAGAUGAGGAAAUAAAAACCUGAGCCAAGAUUUUUGAAGUUUUGAAGAUCAAGGCAUUUAAAAUAAACUUUAAAAAUUUAUAUACUCUAAUUUCUGACCAAGAAAUCCAGUCGCAGUUAAAUUGAGCAAAACGAAAAAAGGUGGUGGGAUUACGAGUAAAUUAUUCAGUUAAUCACAGUACUUUUUUCAGUAAUUAUGCAAAAUAGACAUCUUCACAGAAGUAUAUUUAAUGAAAGAUUAAUUUUUUAAAAGAUGAAGUAGUCAUUAAAAUUAUGGAACCAAAUAAAAAUUUCUGAAGUCUUUAUUGAUUUUAAACUUAAAAUCCAGUUUGAACCACAAAAUUCAGUUUGAACCACAAGCGUGAAUACAGUAUUUUCAAUAUAUUUCUGAAACUAUUAUUCUACUCAAUCAUGAAACAGAAUUAACAGCAUAGCAUAAUGUGAAGUUUUCAUUCCAGUAGUUUACAUGUUUUCUUAGAAUUAAAAAACAAAAAACAAACAACAAAAAAAAACCCCACCAUUUAACAGAAGUAUACAAAAACAGAAAGGCAUUUUUUAAAUGACUUGCUGAACUUAUCGUUACAAAUGUAUUUAAAAGUAUAACUCUGCAAAUGUUUGGGUAAAGAAGUCUUUACCUUUAUAGUAAGUUUUUGAGGCUUUGCCUUUUUAAGCAAACAGUAGAUUGUAUUGUUUUAUGCUGAAAACUCUUUUUAUACUUAAUCCCACUGGAUUAUUGAUAUAUAGAAAAUUCCCAUUUCCAUGUUGUGUGAGAUCCCAAUCAACCUGAUUUCCUUCUGUCAUGCAGAUUGGGACCCAUAUGCACUAUGUUAGGUAACUAGGCCCAAAAGGUAAGGCAUUCCCCUACUGCUCCUAAUGCAAGUGGACCAACCCCAAGUUAUCAUUCCACUCUUAUAACUGCAGAGAGAUGUAUUGGUCCUUUUUCAUCAGCACCCCCUUACGAUGCUGCCAAUGUUCCCUUGGAACAAGAGACUGGGAACAGAGAGGAGAGGACUUAGCUGGUGACGGGCCUGACAUACCUUCAGUGUGUCCCACACAGCACAACACUGCCUCCAACCCCCUCUAAUUCCAGUAACAUCCCUUCUAACAGUGUAAGUAAAAUCUAAAGUGUUCUUAAGUCUGUAUCAUCGAGCACAAAGCUUCUCUUGUUACAGAAAGUAAUCUUUCUUUGGAUUAAAAAAAAAAAAAAAGUUUCCCUUAAGGAAACACCACC